AUGGCCUUCAAGGCUGCUACUGCAGCCUUUCACACAGCCACUGUCCACCUGACCAGGCCAGGGAAGCCUGAAACCAUUUCCUCAGCCAAAGGGUUCAAAUUCUGCUCCCUCCCUGGGCCUGGCCCAGACCAGAUGGUCCCCGAGGGGGGCAAACUCCUAGCCACAACCCCAGGGAUGACCCCUGCUAAGCCCCGACCACCUCCAGACUGCGCUGUGCAACACAAGGGUCUCCUGGAGGGCCAGACCCCCCUCCUCUGGACAGCUGGGCUGAACCGGUACCAAAACAAACCCCUGCAGGUCUCGGAGGGUGGGAGCCCCGAUCUGGCCAGUGGCCACAGCCUCAGCGCCUGUGCCUCCCUGGCGCCCUUCUGCAGGCCUAAAGGAGAGUCUCCCCGGACUCUGGGAACGCCCCCCUCCCCACCCCCAAGCUUCUCAGCUCCCGAAUUAGGCGGCUGGCUCCCACCCCCAAGGGUUCACGGUUGCCUCAGUUUCCCUGACUGUGGUCGGAGCUCCCCUCUCCAGCGUAGCUCGGAGACUCACCUGCAGCCGCCGCCUCCGGAUCCCGGGACCAGCCGAGCGGAGGCAGGACCCCAGCCCCGCAGAGCCCCCGGCCGGGACACCGGGGGCAUUGUUCCCGGGGCGCGCAGGCGCGCGUGUGCCCGCGUGAGUGUGAGCGCGUGUGUGUGCCCGCGUGUGAGUGUGAGAGCCCCGGUGGGAGGCAGCCCCGCCGCUGCUGCAGCCGCCUCGUGCACUCGCACCGGGCCGGAGCCCCAGCCUCCCGGGCCAGAUCGCGUACCGCCCCGCCCCGCCCCCCUCGGGUCCUCCCCGCCCCCGAACGCCCCCGCCCUCGGACCGCCCCGAUCGGCCCCGCCCCGCCCCCUCGGAUCCUGCCGGACCUCCCCCGCCCCCUCGGACCCUCCGAGGCCGCAGACAGCCCGGGACAGCGCCCCCUCGGACCCUCUCCGGACCUCCCCAAUCCCCCGCCGCAGUCCCCUUCGCGCCAGCAGUCAGGCAAGAAUGCAGAAGCACACCUGGCAGCCGGAGACUGCCCCCCGCACCCCGCAGUCCAGGCUGACCCCUCAGGGCCCCCGGGGUCGAGCUCGCGGCCCCCUCGAUCUCCCGUAA
This is a messenger RNA of Antechinus flavipes (yellow-footed antechinus), 1125 nucleotides long. RefSeq names its product basic salivary proline-rich protein 1-like. Bases 1 to 1125 code for a protein of 374 amino acids. NCBI's taxonomy places the organism in Eukaryota, Metazoa, Chordata, Mammalia, Dasyuromorphia, Dasyuridae. The record is from RefSeq and is a predicted model, not a curated record. The transcript has 3 exons.